GUCCUAAAACUAAUAUAAAUUUGCAGAAACAAGGAAUGGAUUUUAUUCAAUGGAUUAUUAGAAUGGCUAACACUUCAAAAUUAGAACUAAUUAAGAAAGUACUUUUAUUUGGCUUAUUGAAAAUUAUUAAAGAGACCAGAAAUGAAGACUUUAAUAAUUUAACAAGAGAACAAAAAAUAAAUCAAAUACUUUUGUUUAAACCUUUUUAUGGUUCAUUAGACAUGCCUAUUUACAAUACUGAGAAAGGUAAUGAAAAUUUAAAAGUAAUUAUAAUUAGAUUCCAAGAGUUUGAUCAACUUGAUCAAUUUGACCAAUGGAUAAAUGAGAAAAAUAUACAGGCAAUAAUAAAUCUUUUAGAAGAAAACGCUGAUA
Messenger RNA from Racocetra fulgida, 372 nucleotides. NCBI's taxonomy places the organism in Eukaryota, Fungi, Glomeromycota, Glomeromycetes, Diversisporales, Gigasporaceae. The record is from the annotation of a GenBank genome assembly.